This is a messenger RNA of Eurytemora carolleeae, 2182 nucleotides long. Its product is annotated as U3 small nucleolar RNA-associated protein 14 homolog A. Gene Ontology annotation, cellular component: small-subunit processome; nucleolus. The transcript has 15 exons. The coding region runs from base 19 to 2151 and encodes 710 amino acids. NCBI's taxonomy places the organism in Eukaryota, Metazoa, Arthropoda, Copepoda, Calanoida, Temoridae. Gene Ontology annotation, biological process: rRNA processing. The record is from RefSeq and is a predicted model, not a curated record.
UCUUACUUUUAGAGUGAAAUGUUCGUUGAAAGAGAUCUAACAGAUUCAAAAAAGCGGGAAAAGAAACGUAAACGUGCCUCUCUUAACUUCUCCGUUAGCGAAGUUAAUACAAGCCAACAAAAAUCUCCGAAAAAAUCUGCUCAACCCGCCAAAAUUCCAAAUAAUUCUACCAAGAAAGAAAAGAAAAGGAAGAAAUCUACGAAACCUGAAGAAAUUAGCGCAGAAGUAAAAGAUGAGAAUGAUUUGAACUAUUUAAAAUUACUCCUUAACAAUAAAGACGAGUUAGAUGAAUUUAAAGAUGAGGAUGAGAUUAGAGAUGAUAACGAGGAUGAUGAAGAUGAAAGAGGUCAAGAGGAUUUUGUGGAGGCAAUGUCCUCCCUCCAUGGCAAGAAAAAGAAAAUUACAACAAACCGAGGUUCAAAUCUUCCUCUUACAGAUCAUUCCCUUCCCGUUUCAGACAGAGUUAAUCUGUCUGAUCUUCUAAAUACCUUGGAUUCAGAUACUAGGGCUCUCACUCGCCGUACACAGGGUGAGAAAGCAGAGUUGUUGAGUACGCCCCUGGAAAAACCUCAAGCUGAGAGGAUAACUAGGGAGGCCGGAUACUCGAGGGUUAGAGAGGAUGUAAAUGUUUGGGACGCAGUGGUCCACGGUAGAAGAUUGGCGGAAAAUUUAACAUUUCCUCUGAUUAAUCCCGACCUGAGACUUCAAUCUGCAGAUAAGGUUGUUCAAACCCGAUUUUCAGCUAGUACUCCGCUAGAGCAACAGGUAGCAGCCAUGUUGGCUGGGUCUAACUCUGUUGUCCAGCCUGGAGAAGAUCUCAGUCAGGCAGAGAAGAAAGCUUUACAAGGAUUGACCCCGCGUGAGAUUGCCGAGAGAAAAUCUGAGCUCGCCAAAUUUCGCGCUUUACAGACUUAUCAGGAGGCUAAAUAUAGAAGACAAAACAAGAUAAAAUCAAAGAAGUAUCGUAAGAUUGCUCGGAAAGAGAAGAACAAGGAAAAACUGGCGGAACUUGAGAGAUUAGCGGAGACAGAUCCUCAGGCAGCGGCGGAGGAACUAGAAAGAAUUGAUAGGUACGCCAGAGAAAGGAUGGAUCUAGCUAAGCGUGCUAAGAUGACGAAGGAUAAAGAUCUUCAAGCGCUCGUUCAAGAGAACCUUAACAAGCACAGAGAACUACUAGCCAAGGCUAAAAUAGUUAGUGAAAGCGAGGAUGAAGAUGACUCCGACCUUGAAGAUGUUAAUAUUGAUAAAUCGAAACUACUGAUUGAGGAUCAGGAGGAGGAGAGUUUUGCAGAUUUCUCUGCUGGAUAUAAGAAGUUCUAUGCAGCCGAGCAGAACAAGAAGGAGGUGACCGGCCAGGAGGAGAUGGACGACAUGUUCGAGGACGCAGAGUUCUCCGUCAAGAGGAAGGUGAGGGAGGAGAUGAACAGGAUGGAUGAGGAGGAGAAGGAAGACGAAGAGGAUGAGGAGAAGGAAGAGACGGGGUUAGAACAUGCGGAAAGUUUAAAUUACCCUCAGAAAUCAUCCAACGGGAAAUUGAGGCCGGAUAAAACAGUCAAGGUUCAUAAGAAGGACGAUGUGGACCCGGACGACUUUUUAACCGUUAAAACUAAAAAUCUCAAGUCUGGACUACCAGAGAUCUACGGAUAUAAUGAGGAGGACGAACAGGAUUCGGAUGACGAGCAAAGACGAAUGAUUGCCGAAGCUUUUGCCGAGGACGACGUUUUAGCAGAUUUUCAAAAGGAAAAGGCCGAGCUGGUUGCUGCAUCCAAACCUAAGGAUAUUGAUUUAACCCUUCCGGGUUGGGGGGAGUGGGGUGGUGGCGGCCUAAUGCCUUCCAAGCGAAAGCGCCGCCGAUUCACCAUUAAAGCCCCGCCGGUUGAGAAACGGCGUGAUGAGAAUCGAGGAAACCUGAUUAUUAACGUGGACAAGGAUGAGAAGAUUAGAGCUCACAAGGUGUCAAAGGUUCCUUAUCAGUUCAACGCCGUAUCAGAUUUCGAGGCGUCGAUCCGUGCUCCGAUAGGCAGCACUUUCUUACCCAGGACUGCCUUCUUGAAGUUAGUCAAGCCGAAGGUAGUAACAAAGAUGGGUGAGGUUAUUCAACCCAUGGAUAGAUCCCAUCUCCUCAACCGUAAUAUAGACAUUGUUUCAUAAAUUUAAUUAAAAAUAUAAAUUUUUUAUUGCA